AUUACAACCGAUGGUGACAAGUCUUCGCUGACAAUCGACAAAGCCGAACCGUCCCACAGCGGAAAACUUACCGUAGUCACUGUCAACGAAGCUGGUACGGUAGAGUCAUCGUCACAGAUUACGGUUACUCCCAAAUCCACUGCUCCACAGAUUACCGAAGGACCGAAGAGUGUAACCAUCUCGGAGAAGGAAACCGCCGAAUUCAAGGUCAAGGUCAACGGUUAUCCCGAACCAGACGUUAAAUGGCUAAUCAACGAUAAAGUGGUCGAAGAAAGCAGCACUGUGAAGACGUGCCGAUUCGAAAGCGAAUACUCUCUCCGAAUCACCGAAGCUACCUACCAGUUCCAGCGGUACGGUCGAACAAGCAUUGGUCCCACCAACAUUCAAGAGUCAAGUUCACAUCACAAGAACGUCAAGGAGAACGAGCAGUUACAACUUUCCGUGACUCUCGACACUCCUCAGCCAAACACCACCGUCACGUGGUACGUCAACGGCAAGGAAAUGCAAGAAUCUCCAGAUGUUAAGAUCGUCGUUGAAAAAGGAACAAACAAGCCCGAAUUCACUAAGACACCUCAAAAUCACGACGUGUACACCGAUGAGGAUAGCGUGAAGUUUAGCGCUAUAGUGACCGGAGUGCCCACUCCUAAGAUCACAUGGUAUCUCAACGACAAGAAGAUAGAAAGCAGCGAAGAAAUCAAGGUGAAAUUCGAGGAAGAGACUGGAAAGACGUCAAUACGUAUCUACAAGCCUCAAAUCUCACAAAGCGGUACGGUUCGAGUAACUGCUGAGAAUAGCGCUGGAAGUGCAGAGGCUAAAGCUACGCUGAAGGUUGACCGAAGAGCAGAAGUGCCGAAGUUCACGAGCAACUUGGACGAUCGUCAAGUUAAAGAAGGUGACACCGUCAAGUACACAUCAACCGUUGAAGGAUAUCCAGAACCGACUGUAGAAUGGCUGCUCAAUGGCGAACCAGUCAGCAAACACGCGUAA
This is a messenger RNA of Cooperia oncophora, 987 nucleotides long. Lineage: Eukaryota; Metazoa; Nematoda; Chromadorea; Rhabditida; Trichostrongylidae. The record is from the annotation of a GenBank genome assembly.